Molecule: messenger RNA, 922 nt
Organism: Toxoplasma gondii ME49
Lineage: Eukaryota; Apicomplexa; Conoidasida; Eucoccidiorida; Sarcocystidae
Exons: 5
Coding region: 244-831 (195 amino acids)
Source: RefSeq, a predicted model, not a curated record
AUGGAAACCAGCGUCUCCGGAACUGACGAAAAAGACCUGUACUAACAACGCGCAACUUUUCUUGUUCUGUUUUCAUCGAAAACGAGGGUCUUUACGUACACGCAAAAACGCCCGUUCUCCGGGUUUUUUGACCGUUUCGGUGGGACUAUUCAUGCAUUGUUUUCCCCUCUGUCGUCAUCCGCCUCAGGAGCUCUUAGCUCCCAGAUCCCGCUUUUCUCCCCUGGCUCGUGUAGCGACCGCCCAAUGAUGGCGACUGCGAAGUUGAGGUCCCAGUGCCAUUCAACCGUUAACUGCAAGCGGUAUGCAAUGUUUUCUUUUACGGACAAGUUUAUUUCAAACCGGCACUUCAGGACGACUGCAUUAUGCGCCGUCGUCGCUUGUAUGCUGCUGCUGUGUCUACACGAACGGGUCGCCCCUCAAGGGUCUUUUUCUCACCCGGCCGACCAGCAGUGGACCAACUCUGAGGUACCGAAGUUUUUUUUCGCAUCCGCAUCAGAGGAGACUCAAACGACGGAUGACGUACCGGCACCAGAAAACGAUGACUUGGAGACCCAAACACAAGCCGACCAAACGUCGCAAGUGUCGUCAAGUAGACGGAGUUCCAGAUCUCUGGGCUCGUCACUUAGACAACGCAGUGUUGCCGCAAAAAGGAUGAUGCUCGCGAAAUUUUUCCUGGCUGCGAUCCCCAUUAUCGCUCUUGGUUACGGAUGCUAUAAAUUCUUCGAGGAAGAAGGUGAAACAGCAGGUGCUGAAGACGGACGUAUGGUUCCUGACGCAGAAGAGGAAGAGCCCGGCAACCAGGAAAGCUUUACCAAAUUCGUCGUAACUUGAAUACCCAAGGCAACAACCGUUCCCGUGAUGUCUUGUUGAGGGAGCGAGAACGCAACACGCGUUGAUUUCUCUGCAGAGAAGUUCCACAAUC